AUGGUCCUGGAACAAAAUAAACCGAUAACUCUCAAGUUAAACAGUGUGGCGAGACAAUCUUGUCGCUAUUCGGCUAGGGAUCCAAGAUUAAGAAGUUAAUUAUUCCAAAAAAGCUACCGCCAGUAUUAUUUUUUAAAAUAGUAUACGAUUAAAUAUAAUGGAAUCUGAACGAGAAAGCCCAAAUGUGGUCUUUAGAAACAGAGGUAAUCGUGAAAAAAUCAGAGUUAAUGAUGCAGAUGCAGUUCGUGAGUCAUUACUGACUGAUACUACUUCAGGAAUUGUCAAAGGCGAUGAUGAUUCAACUAGUAUUGGUACUGUUUCUUUCUCAAGUCCGGAAAUAGAAGUCAGUAAUAGAGAAUUUGAAAAAGAAUUCAGAAACGAAAAAGUGCGCAAGAGUGUACAAUAUGAAGAAGAUAUUGAUGGAACGAAUGAAGGUGGUAUUGAAAAUGUUAAUGGUAAUAAUUAUGACAAACAAUUGACUAAGUAUGAAUUUGAAGUAAUUGAAGUUGAAAAACCAAAAUUAGAAGAUGAGAAGCUUAUAACCAGUAAUGAAAAAAAGAUUACUAUACCUGAUGGAGGCUGGGGAUGGGUUGUAGUAGGUUCAUCGUUUAUAAUAUCAAUGAUUGCUGAUGGCAUUAGCUUCUCGUUCGGUUUACUUUAUAUCGAGUUUUUGGAUGAAUUUAAAGCAAGUAAGUCAACGACGGCUUGGAUAGGCAGUCUGUUUAUCGCUGUGCCAUUGUUAUGUGGUCCGGUUAUGAGCGCACUUGUAGAUCGCUAUGGCUGUAGGAGUAUGACGAUUUUGGGAGGCAUUAUUUCAUCCUUAGGCUUUGUACUGGCUUCAAUUUCAACAACGUUGGAAAUGAUGAUGUUAACUUUCGGCGUCAUAGCUGGAUUGGGCCUUGGGCUUGUAUAUGUAACUGCAGUAGUUUCAAUCGCGUAUUGGUUUGACAAGAAAAGAAAUCUUGCGGUGGGCCUUGGAGCAUGCGGUACGGGCGUAGGCACUUUUUUGUAUGCUCCAAUGACCCAGUACUUUAUUGAAGAGUAUGGAUGGAGGGGUACGAUUCUUCUUCUAUCAGGAACGUUACUAAAUUUGUGUGUUUGCGGUGCGGUCAUGCGAGAUCCAGAGUGGUGGAUAUUGGAGCAGAAAAAGCAUAGAAAUGGCAAAGAUGAUGAUAAAAAUAAAGAAGAUGCCAAAUCUAAACUUUCAAGUUCUGUUUCAGUUGCUUAUGGUUCUGAUUCAGACGUUCUAACACACGGAAAAAAUAUGAAGCGUUUGAUAAAUAAAGGUCUCGCUCCAGACACUGUAAUAAAAGAUGAAGUCGAUAGUAUUAUUCGACGCGAGAAUUUGCUUUUAUCGAAUUCACAAUACAAAAAACCGAGAUCUGUGUCAUUAGAUCAUAUACCAACGCACCUAAAUUACCCAAGUAAGAAGUCAAAUUUAAUUUUAAACCCAUCAGAGAAAAAUGAUAAUAACACCGACCUAACAGAAGUUAUAUGCUCGUCUUUUGAAACCAAUUCCUUGGAAAAGAAAGACAUGGGUGAAGAAAACAGAUCACAAGUACUUAAUAUUACAUCGGAAACAUUACAAAGAGCAAGAUCAGUGAAAAUAGAACAUCAUAACGAUAAAUUACUUGAAAAUAAUCAAUCCGAACAUCCAAAUCUUGGUGAAGUCGAAAAAUCGUUCUCAGAAACAAAGGAAAGAAAGGCUUUAUUAAAACAGGAUAGCAAGGAAAGCAAACGCGAUUGGUUUAAAAAACAAUUAUCAAUAAAUCACCACUACUUAAAUGAUCUCAAAAUGCCGUUGAAUUCCAUCAGCCACAGGAAUGCAAUGCUUAAUAUUAAGAGAUAUAAAUUAAAGGCAUCCUCUUGUCCGGAUAUCUUCAAGAAUUCCAUGAUAACAGUUAAUGAACAAGAAGAGCAUUGGUCUGCAGACUGCGUCACCUGCCUCGCCGACAUGUUCAACGUAACUCUUUUCAAAAAGGUCACCUUCAAUAUUCUUUGCUUCAGUACUAUCAUCAUAUUCAUAUGGUUUAUCGUCCCUUAUUUCUAUCUUGCCGAGCAUAUGACGCAAAGGGGUUAUAAGGAAGAAGAGGGAGCCUUUAUGUUGAGUUUAAUUGGCAUCACUAACACAAUUGGAAUGGUGACUCUCGGUUGGAUUGGCGAUUUCCCGAAUGUUUCAGUUGGAACGCUUUACGCAGUUUGUCUCAUUUUUUGCGGAGCAUCCGUUGCUGCAAUACCACCAGCCUCUAUUCAUUAUUGGAUUUUGGCCUCUACUUCUGCAGCGUUUGGGUUGCUAUUUGCAGCAUCCUUUACAUUUACUCCGAGUCUCUUGGUGAAAUUGGUGACUUUGGAUGACUUUACAGCUGCCUACGGAUUAGUUUUGUUGGCUCAAGGAAUAGGACAUUUGAUUGGACCGCCAUUAUCAGGGCUUAUUUAUGACUUAACAUUGUCCUGGGAGCUGUCAUUCUACUUGGCCGGUGGAUGGCUCGUCGUUGCUGGAUUACUCAUCGCCUGCAUACAUCCCAUCAAAGUCUACCAGCGGAGGCGCCUACUUGCUGAAAAAAGCCAAAUUAAAAAUGGCGUGGCUUAAAUCUUAACGACAUUAUAAUUAAUUUAUAAGGAUAUAUUGUACGAGGUACACAUUCCUGUAGUAAUCAAAUAAUAAUUAUUCUUAUUAGUACAUAUAUACCCUAUAUAAUUAUCGACUGCCUCGUUGGUUUUGUGGCUUGAUGUAAGGCCGCGGACCCGGAGGUCCUGGGUUCAAUUCCCAGGUCGGGCCAAUAAAAAGUUAUUGGGUUUUCUAUCAGAACAUUCUCAGUAGCAGCCUGGAGUCUGGAAGCUGGAAGUGUGUACACUCCCGUGCCUCGGAAAGCACGUAAAGCCGUUGGUCCUGCGCCUGAACUCUUACCGGUCGUGUCGGAUCGUCGUCCCAUCGGAUUAUGAGAGUUAGGGAAUAGAGAGUGCACCUGUGUUUGCGCACACACUUGUGCACUAUAAUAUCUCCUGCGUAGUUGGCUAAUCUCUCUUGAGAUUGGCCGCCGUGGCCGAAAUCGGUCUGGAGGACAUUAUUAUAUAAUCAUAUUAUCUACAUGGUCGUUUUUUUAACUAACAAAUAUUUAGGCUUGUAAUAGUCCAACAUUUUAUUUUCACUUUCAUGAAUAACAUGUUAUCUAAAUUAUUGUAUUCGAAUCAGUAUUUAUAAAGUAGACUAGUUUAAAAACUAUAAUGAAAUAUGACUCUGAUAUUUAUAAAUUCGUAGAGUUCCGUAUAAUCUAUGUCAAUAGCCAGUAGUGAUCUUAAUAUGCCUAAUCGGUUUUUUAUUAAGUACUUAAAUGUAAUCAUAUUUAAUCAAAUCAUCUAUGAGGAAAUAUUUAACGUUUAUUUAAAUUUAUAUGUCUUCUUCAUUCGAAUGUCAAAUCUAUGAUGUCGGAAAGAGAGAAAGCAGUGGUAACACGACACCCUUUGAAUAACGUUAGUAUUAAACUAUUAAUGCCGUUAGUGUUAGAGAUUGGGAAGCUAAACAUAUAUCGAUAAUAUUCGAAGCGAUGAUAGCUUCGCUUUCGUCUAAAUUAUUACGUAUAUAAAUUGUGCACAAAUUCGAAACUCACGACAGUAAACAGUCGUAAAAUGUUAAAAAGUGAUAUAGGAUAUUGAUUAUUAUUAUUAUAAUUUUACAAGAUACACGCAUCAAAAUAGCGUAUCACCGUUAGUCGGUUGAAACAUUUCACGAGUGAUAUACACAGUGUGAUAAAGUAUAUAGCACUGAGGUCUAAAUGCUUGUACAGCAUUUUCAAGCAGAUUUGUUAAUUGCUUAUAAUUAGAGCAUUGAAGACAGUCUGAAAAUAUAUAAUAUGCAAUCGGUAUGUAUCCGUUGAUUUGCAAAGUUGCAAAUAUGAAUGUUUUUUUUUUAAAAAGUAAUUUUACAUUAUUAGCGAAAUGAAUCAAUUGCAAAAUUUUUAUUAUUAAAGUCAGUGAGUAAAAUUACAAUCUUGAUAACAAUAUUCAAUUUCUGUGAUUUGUACGAAUUUUACAUUUUUAGACAGUUAUAUAUUUUUAUUGUAUUCGUACAGCGCCGCUUUGUAAUAUUUUAGAUAAUUUGUAAUCAUUGUUCAAAUGUAAUAUGAUACUUGUAGAUUUUUUUCUUCGAAAAAGAUCUAUUUUACUACAAAAAUUUUAUUAUAAUAUAUAAUCAAUCAAUAUUUGUAACAUUUUUUUUUAAAUAUAAUAAAACUAAAUAAAAAAAUAAUAAUUAAUUCAAAUCGUAAUCGAACAAUUUCUUACUAUUUUAUAAUUAAUAAUGUAUAUUCCUACAUACUUAUAUAUGAAGUUUAUUCCAAUCGAAAAAGGAGUAAGGUUAAAUAAACCUUAGAAUUACAUAUUCCUUGCGAUUUGCUGAAUACCUCUAUUAUAUUGCGCACUAAAAACUGAUCUUUAAGGAUAUCGUGUCAAUUUAAUGUCAAAUUUGUUAAUUUUUCUUUAUUCCUUUUGUGAUUGGAAUAGUUGCAAUAAUUAAGAUUUUUGAAAAUAUAAUCAAUUUUAUAAGACUAAUAAAAACAAUGCUUAUCUAUAUUUUAAUGUGUAAACACUGAAUAUUGUCUAAAUAGAACUGUUCGAAUUUCAACUGAGACUUGACUUGUAUGGUAAUUUAAUAAAAUCCGUCAC
Messenger RNA from Nymphalis io (European peacock), 4662 nucleotides. Its product is annotated as monocarboxylate transporter 9-like. Gene Ontology annotation, molecular function: monocarboxylic acid transmembrane transporter activity. Lineage: Eukaryota; Metazoa; Arthropoda; Insecta; Lepidoptera; Nymphalidae. The record is from RefSeq and is a predicted model, not a curated record. Gene Ontology annotation, biological process: transmembrane transport; monocarboxylic acid transport. The transcript has 5 exons. The coding region runs from base 158 to 2590 and encodes 810 amino acids.